AACCCGCACGUAGCGCAGCGCUCACCAGAACCUGGUCGAGUUUUCUCAGCGCGUCUCACUUUUUCAGAAUAACCAGCCAACGAUAGUUUAACCCAGGCUAUUUCUUGUUCCCCAUAUGGACAUUUGGUGUUGGUUUCUGCCUGACGAUACUAAUGUUUAUUUUGCGCAGCAAGGCUCAGGCGUGCAGUGUCUGUUUGUGCGUGCUAAUGUGAGUAUAUAAAAGAAAACAGUGACCUGACUGCAGGCGAGCUAGCCAAACAUUGAUGUCAACAAGGGGCGGUGCACUGGCACAGGUCGGUCUCUAACGCCUCAUGUGUUCGCUUAACUUGCACAAAUAUGUUGUUAAAUCCAGAGGUCAAGCUUCGGUUUUGCUUUACGGUUUUAGAUAUGUUUUACCAGUUUGCAUCAAAGCGUAAUAGCAGCGACAGAAGGCAACAGUAUGGCGUUUGGGUUGUAUCCAGAUAACAGCCAGCAAACUGAUUAAUGUGUCGCAAAAGUAUACCUUUAUCAGCUUAUCUGAUUGGUAUCAACUCUGAUCUUUCAUGUCAGGCCCGUUUAUAGUUGUCUGCGCGUCUGUGCUCAAAUAAGCAGUACAAUCUCCAGGCUUCACCUGCUGCUCCAGUCAGCUGAAGUUUCUGCCAGCCAUGUUUUCAUUCUCAGGCCCCACAAACCUGCCUGAAUUUGACUUCGGACCUCCGUGUAUGUCUGGCCACCAACAGAGAACAGCAAACAACUGGGAAAUAAGAUCUCUCCGGAAGCACAGGAGAAGAGUAGAUGAUGAGGGCUGUAGUGCCAAAAAGAGGAAAUUAAUGUCUGCAGCAGAAGUGGACAUUUCAGAGGAUUCUAAUACUCGUUCAGACUGGAUUACAGCAAAUGGCUGUCCUUCUCCGUCUGCACAACAUGUGGCCUUUACUCCUUCACAAACCUGCUCAGCGACACAGAGCUUCACCGUGUCACAACCGUCCUUUUCCCUGUCCCAGCCUGAGGCGAAUAACUGUUGCAUGGAGAUGGAGGCAGCUCAGAAGAAACUACAGGAGAUCGAAGACAGAAUAACACUUGAAGAUGACGACGAGAAUGACGAUCUGGAUGUAGAGCCGGCUCAGAGACGGCCAGUGCUGGUGCUCUCGGACAGUUUAAAGGAGGGUCUUCAGCGGGGCAUCAGUGACAUCCUCCCCCACACUGUGGCCCAGUCUGUGAGUCAUUCAGGUAUGGAGCUGGUGCUAUGGCGUCCUCCGGAGGAUCCUUUCUGUCGGAGGCUGAAGGACUCGUUACAGAAACAACGUAAACAACAGACAGUAUGUCGGCAGCUCCCGACUCCAUGUCCAUCCCCCACCCCUCACAGUCCACUUAGUCCUUCAAGUCCACCUGCAGACACGCACUCUCCACUAUACAACGUCCCUGUUGUUAACUCUGGAGAGGAGGACAUGGAAAUGUAAAGGUGUUUUGUGAGUUUACAAGCAAUGCCAAAAUCAAGGACUGAAUAAGUGACAUCAUUCAAAUCAGAAUAGAGGUGAUUCAUUUUGUGCCAUUUUGAGCUGUUUCUCUGAGCUUCAUCGCAGAUAGGUACGUGCAUCAUGUAACGGGCAACUUAUUCGUACAGCUUUAUUCAUGUAACACACCUGAAUAAACACAAUUCACAUUUUGUACAUUCUGCUUGGUUUCAUAUUGAUGUAUUGUGAAUAGGACUUUCCUCUUUGUCAAACAUCAGUGUGGAACAUCUGGAUUUUUUUAUUCUGCACCUCUGGGCAUUGCUAACUGGACACUACAAGCUGUUCCCGGCUUUGUGUUUGCAGUUAUUUCAUAACAGUAAGAUGAUCAUCUAGUGAAAGAUAUUUCAUCUGUGAUCUUUGAAGAAUUUAAAGACGUUACGGAAAUGCAAGUUGGUUUUUAUUAUUAGCCGUUUGUAUUUUCCAUACGUAUGUCACCAGCAUUUCAACCAGCUAUGAAGUGUUAUUAAUAUUCUUUGUUUUGUAAUAAAGCUGCAAUGUUCAUGCAACAUC
Molecule: messenger RNA, 2000 nt
Organism: Cololabis saira (Pacific saury)
Lineage: Eukaryota; Metazoa; Chordata; Actinopteri; Beloniformes; Belonidae
Gene: ccdc117
Product: coiled-coil domain containing 117
Exons: 5
Coding region: 645-1436 (263 amino acids)
Source: RefSeq, a predicted model, not a curated record